Mercenaria mercenaria is the source of this 5173-nucleotide messenger RNA. RefSeq names its product armadillo repeat-containing protein 3-like. The record is from RefSeq and is a predicted model, not a curated record. The transcript is spliced from 25 exons. NCBI's taxonomy places the organism in Eukaryota, Metazoa, Mollusca, Bivalvia, Venerida, Veneridae. The coding region runs from base 153 to 2939 and encodes 928 amino acids. Gene Ontology annotation, molecular function: protein binding.
UUAAGCUUGAACACAGAUUUCUAUGACGUCAUAUAGCAACAUACACAUGUUGUCUGUCACAACGGGAAAUUGGUUGCAAUUUGACUGACAGUUUUUCCCGAAUUUUUGCUAAUUUAGGACAGGUAGUUAGACUGUUUUACUGAUAAACUGAAAUGGGGAAGAAGGUAAAGAAGGAUGAAAAGCCACCUCCAGAUGAUGUGUUUGACACAUUAUUGGUGGAGAGCAGACAGGCAGGUACAGUGGUGCUGAUGUUGAGUAGUCCAGAAGAAGAUGUCCAGUCUAAAGCAUGUGAAGCUAUCUACAAAUUUGUUGACAAAUGUGAUGAAAACAAGAAGCAGUUAUUGGACCUGAAUGCUGUUGAACACCUUUUAGCUCUUAUGCAGAGUGAGGACAAAAUUGUACGCAGAAAUGCUUGUAUGGCAGUAGGUGUCAUGACAGCUCAUCCUGAUGUAAGGAAGUACUUAAGGAAGCAAGAAGCCACAAUCCCGGCACUAGUGAACCUGCUGGCACCGGAAGAGGAUUCAGUAUGCCAUGAGUUCUCUGCCCUUGCCAUGUCUAACAUGGCCACAGAAUUCAGCUCUAAAGCGACAAUCUAUGAUAACGGAGGUGUUGAGCCAUUGGUCAGAUGUUUGUUGUCACAUGAUCCUGAUGUACAGAAAAAUGGAAUUGAGGCACUUGCCUUGUUACUGAUGGAUUAUCAGACAAGGACUGCUAUUAGAGAUGUAGAUGGUUUAAAUCCGAUGUUAGAAUGUCUGAAGUCUGAGUAUGCUGCCAUACAAAAACUGGCUCUGCUCGCUUUAGAAAGGGCAUCACAAGAUGGUGAGAAUAGAUCAGCCCUUCGUGAAUUAGAGGCUAUAUCGAAGUUGAUAGACUUUGUAGCACAUCCAGAAUGGAAUGAUCUGCAUGUAAUGGCUGUCAUGGUACUCUCUAACCUCUUAGAGGACUUGGAAAGUUUAGAGUUAAUCAAAGAGACAGGAGGUUUGAAGAGACUUGUUGCUGUGAUCACAGACCAGGUACCCACAGAAGAGGAGGCCAAAGGAGGGAAAGGAGCACCAGAUAAAGGCGGGAAAGGAUCUAGGCAGGCAAAAAAGAGUGCAAAGGAAUCAGCAAGUCAAAAAUGUAGUCAUGGUUCAUCAGCAAAGAAACAAGAGUCUGCUGAUAGCUCGGAACCUCCACCAGGGGAGGCUAUUAUCCCCACACUCCCAGAUGUGAAGAUGUGUGCAGCCAAAGCUAUCGCUAGAUCUGCUAGAAGUGCUGAGAACAGGAAAAUUCUACAUGAGCAAGAGACAGAGAAAAUGUUGAUUCACUUACUGAGUCACGAGUCCACUGAGGUUCAAACCUCAGCUGCACAGGCACUGGCCAUCAUGGCUGAAAACCUCUCCAGCAGAGACUCCAUCAGAGAGUGGGAUGGUCUUGCACCUCUCAUUAAGAUGGUUAGUUCAGAGAACAGUGAAGUGAAGGAGGCAGCGACGCUGGCACUGGCGAACCUUACAACAGCCAACAGUAACAACUGCCAAGAGAUCCAGAAUUUGAAUGGUAUAGAACCACUAAUAAACUGUCUGGUAGAUACUAGAGAGGAAGCGGUGGCCAAUUCAGCAUGUGUUCUAACAAAUCUUGCACAGAUAGAAGUUCUCAGAGUUGAUGCACAAAACAAGGGAGUUGUCAGAGCUUUGAUAGAACCAUUGAACUCAAGAAAUACAACAGUUCAGAGUAAAACAGCCCUGGCAGUGGCAGCCUUUGUCUGUGAUGCUGAAUCAAGAGAAAAUUUUCGACUAUCAGAUGGUCUCACACCUCUGGUUGCUCUACUGAGAUCUGGUAAUGAUGAAGUGAGAAGGAACGCAGCCUGGGCCAUCACUGUAUGUGCUGUUGAUGAACCCACAGCUACAGAAAUAUGUAAACUGGGUGGUAUGGAAUUGUUACAAGAGAUACAGACUUCAAGCACAAGGAAAAGUCCAUUUGCUGAAGCUGCUCUACAGAAACUGUUAGACAGUAAUCUCUCAGCAAAAUAUGCCCUCACUGGAUGUCUCAGUUCUACAAACUUCAUUGAGAAUGGUUUCUAUGAUGUGGGACAACUUAGACCGGGUACCAAAUUCCUCACUGUUGUGGAGUAUGCCAAACAGGAAAUGAAUGAUAAGAGGCCCAUUAUCAUUGUCAAUGCUAAACCAGAUCCAACUAUAUCACAGGCACAGUCUCAAGCAGAACUUGAUGCUAAACAAGAGGCAUCAAAAACCAGUGUUACUGGAAAAUCGUCAAGAACAGGGCGUGAUUCUAAAACUAUUAUACGGAAGAACGAUUUCGAACAUAAGAAAUCACCCAGGGUUUCGAAGAAAACUCGGAAACAGCAAGAACGAGAAGAGAAACAGCGUGAGGAGGAGUUACAGGCACAACUACAGCGUGAGGCAGAGGCAAUCUCCGCGGCCGAGAACAAACCAUAUGAGCCACCAUGUGAUUCCACACUCCUUAAGUUCAUAGAUGAAGUGGUAGAAAAAAUACAGCCUCUUCCUACUACUAGAGAGCAAGUGAAAGCUUUAGCUGCAUUUGUUGCAGAAAAAAUGGGUGGGCCUAUAGAAAGAGGCCAGCUAAGUAAUUUUGGCUGGGAAUUACCACUUAGUCAGAUAAAAUUUGAACUCAAAUCUAAUGUAGUGCCUCUUGGUAAAAUAAAAGCUGGAAUACAUGUACACAGAGCAUUAUUGUUUAAGACCCUUGCAGACAAAAUAGCAGUUAGUUGUUCAUUAGUACGAGGAGAAUAUAACCGUGCUUGGAAUGAGGUUUUACUGCCUGAGGAAGAUUACUCUCUAGAGGAUAGUUUGUUUGCGUUUAGCCCUACCCCUGGAGCACCGAAGUUCCCACCAAAGACUUUCAUUGUUGACCUGAUACAUGAGCCAGGAAAUUUGUUACCAUUUGACACUCCUGAGGCACAGACUUACAAAAAAAUAUAGUGAACAUUGUGCAGUUAUAUUUGUUACUGUUAUACUCUCAAAUAUUUUAGAAUCAGUAUAUUUUAAGCAAAUUUAAAAACAGAAAUCAUGAUAAAAGUACUUGUUGCAAUUUUGUUUUUUCUCUUCUUUACAGUCAGCUACUCACGUAGAAAUCAGAAUCCAUACUUGUUUGAGACAAGGGCUUUCUUAUGUAACACAUACAUAUUUAUAGCUGUCAUAGCCUUGUUGAAACUUAAUCCAAUUACAGUACUUCUGCAUGUUUGAUAAACUUGAACCAGAAAUUUUUCUGUAAAUUUAUGACACCCCCCACCCCCACCACCACCACCACCGAGGGUUAAUUUAGAAAUAAUUACUGGUAUCUUGACCACCACGAAAUUCAAAAUAAAGUUUUAAAUUCUUCAUGAUAUAUGCAGUUUUCAUUAAAUAUAAGUUUUAAUUUGUUGAAAUCUGGUACUAUAUUCUGAGUUUUUUUAAAAAAGUAAGGAAUAAACAAAUUUUACAUUGUAGAAACAGAUUUGAUCCAAACAUGCGGAACAACCUUAUAGAGUGACACAUGUAUUCUUCCAUAGCAAAAUCUCAAGUGUUCUUUCAUUCUGUUAUGAAGUAAUCUACACAUGAUGUUGAACGACAGUUUCGGUUUUGCCGAGUAUGGUCAUUAUUGUCCUGUUACUAUAGUUAAUCUAUAAAUCAAUUGUUUUUCACCACAUCUGGUCAGAUAAUAUGUAAAUUUAUUGAAAACUGUUUGCCUACAAUGGUUUGAAGAAUUGAAAAAAGCAAAACAUUUAUUCAUUUAGAUAUUAUACCAAAUAAUCACAGAAUUUUAAGAUAUAAAUAUCUAUAUGAAGCCAGAAUAGAUUUACCUGAAAAUUUUGCUACUAAAAAGGAUGUUCUUAUUUAUUUUAAUGCCAUUUACAUUGUUUUUGUUUAUUGUUUUGUACAUUUUUAUGAAUAUAUUAUAAUGAUAAAAUCUGAGAUAGAUUUAUAUGCUGGGAUAGAAAUCUACAUUGUAUUUAUAACAGUCAAAUUUCACUGGAAGAUAAAACAGAGUUUGGAUAUUUCUCCAGUCAAGACAUUGUUUCUCUAGAUUUUAUUAAUUCCCCGCCGUGGGGGAGGGAUUAUAGGAAUGAUCUGCGUCUGUCCUUCCGUCAAUUCUUCCGUCCGUAACAAAAUCGUGUCCGGUCCAUAUCUCCUAAAUCCCUUGAAGGAUUUUCAUGAAACUUGGGUCAAAUGAUCACCUCAUCAAGACGAUGUGCUGAACCCAUGAGUCAGCCUUGUCGGGUCAAGGUCACAACUCAAGGUCAAAGGUUUGAGCCUGCCAUUUUGUGUCCGCUCUAUAUCUCCUAAACCCCUUGAAGGAAUUUUAUAAAACUUGGGUCAAAUGAUCACCUCAUCAAGACGAUGUGCAGAACCCAUGAGUCAGUCAUGCCGGCUCAAGGUCAAGGUCACAACUUAGGGUCAAAGGUUUGAACCUUCCAUUUUGUGUCCACUCUAUAUCUCCUUAACCCCUUGAAGGAUUUUCAUCAACUUUGGUCAAAUGAUCACCUCAUCAAGGCGAUAUGCAGAACUUAUGAGUCAGCCAUGUCGGCUCAAGAUCAAGGUCACAACUGAAGGUCAUAGGUUUGAGCCUUCCAUUUCGUGUCCGCUCUAUAUCUCCUAAACCUCUUGAAGGAAUUUUAUAAAACUUCAUUACCUCAUCAGAACUAUGUGCAGGAAUUAUGAGUCAGCCAUGCCAGCUCAAGGUCAAGGUCACAGCUAAGGGUCGAAGGUUUGAGCCUUCCAUUUGGUGUCCACUCUGAUUCUCCUUAACCCCUUGAAGGGUUUUCAUUAAACUUGGGUCAAAUGAUCACCUCAUCAAGAACUCAUGAGUCAGCCAUGUCACCUCAAGGUCAAGGUCACAACUGAAGGUCAAAGGUUUCAGCUCUGUAUCUCCUAAACCCCUUGAAGGAUUUUCAUGAAACUUUGGUCAAAUGAUCACCUCAUCAAGACGUUGUGCAGAAUUCAUGAGUCAGCCAUGUCAGUUCAAGGUCAAGGUCACAGCUAAAAUCAAAGGUUUUACCCUUUCACUAUCCAUAGCAGUGGCGGGGGAUUUAGCUGUCUUUCAGACUGCCUGGUUUUUUAAAAAUGUACAGUGAAAUGAUUGUUUCUUGUCUGCAAUGUGAAUUUCUAUCUUUGGUAAAUAUAGAAGAAAGUACACUAAAAAAAAGGAAAUGCAAUAAAAUACAAAAAAAAAAAUA